AGUUGGAGACACCAUAACAACUGUAACGGAACGGGGCAAUCAUGUACCCGAGAACCGUUCUUCUCCUGGCCUUAGUGGCGGGCGCUUAUGCAGUGCCGAUAGAUGUGGACCGCUUCAAUGAGGACACAGCAUGUGCAACAUCAUGCUCAGGAAGUGGCAAGUUCAGUUACGAGCCAGGCAAAACGUACGACUUUCUGUACGAGACGGAGACUCGAACCGGCAUCGAAGGUGCCUCAGAGGACAAGUCCAGUCUGCUAAUGAUGGUCGAUGUCCAUGUGGAGGUCAUGUCCCCAUGUGAAUACGUCCUCAAGAUGGAUAACGUCAAGCUGAGGGAAAUCGACCCUGCCAAUCCGUCCAGAAAAAUAUAUUCUCCGAAGAGUCGGGAAUUCAAGAGUAGUCUGGAAGCCAACCCUCUACGCUUUGGAUUUCAAGACGGCAGAAUUGAGAACGUCUGUCCUGAUGAUGCUGAUCCUGUCUGGAUUCUUAACAUCAAACGAGGUGUGCUGUCUACGUUCCAGAACGUCAUGGACUCCUUGGACAGGGACCAGAGAGUUUCAGAGACGGACGUAACUGGAGAAUGUGAUGCUGAAUACAAAGUAUCACAAACACCCACCCCAUGGUCAUCUGCUAUAACAAUCAAAAAGACCAAGAAUCUGAUUGGAUGCCGAAGUCGUCAUGGUUAUCACUCAGCCAUACAGGCAACCCCAUACAGUGCGAAUUCGGAAAUACAAUCACUGCCAUUGAUGAAAAGCAAACACGACUGUGAACAGAAAAUUGAUGGAGGUCGGCUCAUCAGGGCUACCUGCAAAGAGUCCCACGUAUUCAGGCCAUUUUCCAAGGGCAGCAAUGGUGCUGUAACGGAAACCACACAGGAACUGAAGUUCAGUUCAGAAAAGUCAGGCGUAAAAUCUAGACCAGACUUCGUCGGGCGAAGAAGUGAUUUACACUUUGAGCAUACAACAGAUGGCUCUGACAAUUUACACAUCAGAAGAUCAGCUAAAGAGAGGUUACAGAAGCUGUGUAGCUUGACGCGUGAAGACAUUCGACCGGAAACACCUCAGCUGUUUGCUGACCUCGUCCACUUCAUGAAAGAUUUGGAUAGCGAUUCACUCCGUGAACUAUACAAUGAAGUAAAAGAGAGGACAUUCUGCAGAGGAAAUGAAGAAAGAACAAGAAAAUUCUUCAUGGAUGCCAUCCCAAUGGUCGGUACCACAGCGUCUGUGAAAAUGAUUAAAGAUUUGGUGUCAGAAGGCGUUGUUGAUGAUAUUGAAUCUGAGAUCUGGGUGACAUCUUUAGCAUUUAUUGCCACUCCCAGCAGAGAGAUGAUCAGGGAAGUUAAGCCACUUCUGCGAAAAAGACCCACAGGACACGUCGUGCUAUCAGUGUCCGCCCUUGUCAACAACUACUGCCGAAUGAAACCAUGCGACAAUGACAUCGAAGUGGAUGACAUUGUUUCCAUCUUGGCAGAAAAUCUUGGCGAUUCCUGUGAUAUCCGGGGAAAUGACGCAGAGAUCUUGCUGUCACUCCGUGCCAUUGGUAACACUGGGCACGCGGAAAAGGCCAUCCCGACUCUGAAUCGUUGUUUCGCCAAAGAAGACUUGCCGAUGGAUAUCAGGUUGUCUGCAGUGAAUGCCUUCCGGCAUAUGUCCUGCAAAGCUGACAGAAACAACAUGAUGGCCCUGUUUCGCAACAAGAACGAGGAUUCUGAGUUAAGGAUUGCCGCAUACUUGUCCGUGAUUGAGUGUCCAACUAACUGGGUCCUUGACCAAGUGAAAGAGACCCUGGAGUCAGAGGAAGUCAACCAGGUCGGUUCCUUCGUCUGGAGUCAUUUGACCAAUCUAAUGGAGACCUCGGAUCCACACAAGCAAGGCAUCAGAGCCAUUCUAGAGGACGAGCAGCUGGCAAAAGAGUUCGAUAUGGACAAGAGAAAGUUCUCCAGAAACUACGAGGGCUCUCUAUUCUUUGAGAAAAUCAACACCGGCGCAAAGGCUGAGAGCAAUAUAAUUUGGUCUUCGAAGUCUUUCCUCCCUCGAUCAGCUAUGGUCAAUCUCACAGUAGACCUGUUCGGGCAUGCCAUCAAUCUUAUUGAAAUCGGAGGAAGAGUGGAGGGUCUGGAAUAUUAUCUUGAGAACCUCUUCGGACCGGAAGGUAUCUUACAAAACCCUGUAGCCAAAGGUACAUGGAAACGCUCUAAGCGACAGGUCGUCCGAAGGGAGAAAUUGGAAAGCAUUAAGCAAAGAUAUGGGAUAACGAGCGACGAGGUUGCUGGGUCAAUAUACUUUAGGAUGUUUGGUAAUGAACUACAGUACCUCAGCAUGGGUGGUCGGGGUAGAGCCAGGAAACGGUCUCCAAAUCUAAUGGACAUACUUCUGAAACUUGCCAGACAGAAUUCCUACCAGUUUACACAAAACGUCAUGUUUAUGGACAGUACCAUUGCCAUUCCAACAUCUGUAGGAAUUCCACUGAAGCUUACGGUGAACGGCACAGCCAGUGUCGAUCUGAAAGUUGCAGGGAAAAUGGACGUAAGGAAGGCCACAUCACGGCCCUCCAACAUGCACAUAGAAGGGGUUGUCCAGCCAAGUGGUGCCGUUGAAAUAGCCAGUACCAUGGUUGUAGAUGCAUACCUUGUUCGCUCUGGUUUGAAAAUGGUGACAACACUUCACUCCAGCACGGCUGCCAAUGGCAAAUUGGAAGUCAAGAACGGCCAAGUUUUGAAUGUGGAAUUUGACAGUCCAAGAGAAAAGAUGGAGAUCAUUAAUUUGAACACCAAAUUUUUCGUCCUUCAUCGUGAGGCUGAGCGUGAACAGAAGAUGAUCCAUGAGAACAGGAAGGAGAAGAAGGUGUGCACUGGCGACCGACUGGCUAAACUGACUGGAAUGGAGAUUUGCGGAAGUCUGAGCUUCAGUAAUGCCUCCAUAAAAGACAAUGCACCAUACUUCCCUCUGACUGGACCUUUAAGCUUAGGAAUUGACCUGCACAAACGGGACACCCACAGCGGAUACAUCUUUAGUGCCAAAUACAGCGGUGAUCCCAACCGUAAAAGUGCUCGAGUUUCCUUCGAUACCCCUGGCUCACGAGAGAACCGUAAGUUCGUGACUGAUUUUGAACUGGACCUAAAGGACAAAGAUCUCCAAAUGAGUUUGCUCACACCCUGGAAGAAAGCCUCAGUGAAAGGUUCAGUUGUGAACGAUGACAACUUAAAGAGAGCGACGCUGAGACUUGAGAUUGGCAGUCAACAUGAGUACAACAUCAAUGGAGAAGUCAAGAUUGAUCAGUCGGAUAAAAGGGUCAAAUAUAUUCCCUUGUUGGAGAUUUCAGCCCCAUCAAUGAAGACCAUCACCAUAGGAGGGGCCCUUGAGAAAAUCAGAGAUGAGGCAUUGGAGGUUGACAUUUCUAUGCAGAACGUUUUCACCAACCCGAUCAAUCUGAGGUCCACAAUUGUCAACAACGACAAGACGAAGAGCUGUACUGGUAGCUUCAGCUAUGGAAAGGAUAUCUACACUGCCGUUAGUAAAGUCCUAAUCAAGUCCGAAGAGAAGGCUUUAGGUUAUAAUGCCACACUCAACAUGCGGUGCCCCAGAGGCGAGCUCAUUUCGGCUGAGGCAUCAUUUGAAAAAAAUCCAAAGAAGACUGAAGCCCGGCUCUUCAUUGACAAAGUGGUUAAGAAUCCCAUUAAAUUAGAAGGAUCACUAGGCACUUCACAGAGGAGAGGAUCUAAUAAACAUAUUGUAAAACUUGACAUAGAGACGCCAGUGAUCACCCUGGAUGCCAACGGAUUCGUGGACAAGAAGAGUGGGAAGAAAUCUAUCUUAACAUCUAAGGCCACGAUCAAUUACCAACUGCCAAAAAAGAUCAGAGAUCGGGUGGCUGUUUCUUCCAAGAUCAGAAACCUAAGCACCAAGUCCUUGUCCAAAUACGACAUUGUCUUGAACUCAAAUUUCAAGAAGAACCGGGAUUACAACUUCCAAUCCUCAGCCAACUUGGAAUUAAGUUCCACGAACAUGGACACCAGCUUCCAGUUGCAGUAUGGUGACAAUCCGAAGAACGAGGACAAGAAGAUCACUCUAUCCCAGUCUGGUUCCAAUCGUCUGAAGGCUGGCAAGAGGAACAGCAACCUGAAAGUCAACCUGAAAUAUCCGGCUAUGGACCUCGAUUGCCAACUAAAAGCUACCCACUUAUUCACUGAUGAAGACUUGGAUUCCAACAUCGUCAUUAGAUACAAUGCCGACAAAGAGAUCAACGCUAACUUGAAGUUGAGUGAUGAUAUGGAAAAGAAAAACACAAAAUCGGGGGAAAUAGGUCUUAGUUAUCCUGGAAGACGUCUGAGGGCAACAACUGAAAUAGUUAAAAUCAAUGAUAAACAGUACAACAUCUCAAGUGAUCUUAUCUGGGGGAAAGGAGGAAAGGCUAAGAUUGAAACAAUCUAUCGCCAACCAUCUAGUCUGUCUCACGAAAUAACAUCAGCUAUCCAUAUAGCUAGAAAGGAUCAAAUUGUUCUUUCUGGAUCUUUAAAUCGUGAGCCCAGGGACAUGAAAAUCUCUUCAUCACUUACAUUGGGCAAGGAUAAAUACGAAGCGGCUUUGGCCAAUAAGAAGAGCUACAAAUCAUAUGAAGCACAGGUCGAUCUCGUGUACCCCGGACGUCACGUUAUAGCAGAUGCCGGAGUUAAUUGGAGAGACAGAUAUACCGGAAAUGUUGAUGUUAAAUGGGAUGCUGAGAGAGAUAACAGCAGGCGAUUUAAGGCAAACGCCGAGUUAAAUGUAAAUGGAAUAAAGAAUAUUCGAGGAUCAGUCAACGCUGAACUCAAUGGCAGAAAAAUGGCAGCCAGCCUCAGACACCAAAGCAGCGACAAACACAUCUCCCAUUUGGAUGUUACGUAUGCCCGAGGAAAAGUAAUUGAGCUGGAUACAACAUUCAGUGAUGCGAAGGGAUGGUCUAGUCGUAAGUUGGGUGGAUCUCUGCGCUUGACUAGCCCUUGCAGGUUUGCCAGGUUUCUCGAAGUCAACGCCGAGCAUUCUAUUGAUAGUCUGCAGUUUGAAACAGUGGCAGAUGUGGCUUGGUCUCGCACUGACAAAAUCGAGGGUACGCUAACCAUCAAGCGUCCAAUUAGUCUCAGGAAACUGGAAACCUCUCUAUCCGUCACAACUCCAUUCCGUUCGUGCAGGAAAAUUCUCGCUGAAGUUAAUCACAGGGUGGAGGAUGAACUGGCAACAUCUGUAAAAGCGGAAGCUGGACGUCACAAGGUGGACAUCAGCCUAACUGCCAGCAACAGAGGAUCUGAUUAUCGCAGAGAUGCCUCCGGUCAACUGAUUAUCAAGAGUUCAAUUCAGGACUUCGAAAAUGUCAUUGUUAGCGCCAGCCAUAGUGAUGACGGAAGAAAGUUCGACUCUUCCUUGACGGCUGACGUUGGUCGACAUGGCCGUUAUAGCGUUGACUUUGAUAUGACCCACGAAGGAUACUCUUACCAUUUGAGCAAUCAAGGUAAGCUCACCAUCACCACACCAAUCCGACGCUUCGACAAAGUUAUUGUUUUCUGGAAUCACAGGUGCAGAGAAAAUUCCAUCCGGUCGACCCUCUCCUGCUCUUGGGACAAUAAAAAGCUGUCGUUAAAGAUUGACGGUAAUCAUGAACACAACUAUCAACAGCGCCUUAUAAGCGGAACUGUCAACAUAGAAAGCCCAUUGCCAUCCCUCAGCGAGCUGGUUCUUACAGUAAAUCAUGAUCAUAAGGACGGAGAACUUCAAUCCUCUGCAACCUUGGUACGAAACACUUACAAACGAACGGAAUAUGCUGUGUCUUACACAAUCGAUGGGGAUUACAAUAUCGAAUCUACCGCCAUGUUCACAUGCCCUGGCAUAGACGCCGUGAGUGCCAAACUGGCCACUAAGCUUAGCGAGAGUCCACAUACGGCUGAGUUCGAGGUGGAAUGGUCUCCCAGUGACAAGGUUGCCGUGAGUGGAGAGCUGACGAAACAUGAAUGGAGAUACAUUGAUGGCAUUGUUAAAGUUACUUCCCCAUUCAGAGGAUUUGAAAGAAUUGUUGCCAACGCACGUCAUCGCAAAGACGAUGGUGUAUGGGUUUCGACUGCUGCUCUGGAGUAUGCCCCGAGGCAUGAAAUAACCGUGGAAUCUAAGUUGUCAACCGAGUCUAGAAAGCUGGCUGAAUUAAUCAUAAAAGCGCCAUUCUACCAGUUCCAUAAGCUUAAACUUUCGGCAGAGCACACCGGUGACCUAUCUCGGGCCAUCAGCAGCAAAGCAAUUGUUGAAUUACAGCCUCAACUCGGAGUUCUGGAGGCCAUAGCUAAUUUUGAAAAUGGCAGAGAAAUGUCUGGCAAUGCGAGAGUGAACACCCCUUUCCGUAGUGUCCGCUAUAGCGAGGCGAGAUUUACAUACCAGCCAGGAAAAGCCCACGUCGAAGUGGAAUAUCUACCAAAUCAGGUUGUAAAUAUAGAUGCGGAAUACCGUCUUGAUGAUACGAGAGACUUGUCCACUGAGCUUACGGUCACUACACCAAUAUCUUCCUUUGAUUACAUCAAGACCUCUUUCCUUCAUCGGGGGUCAAGGCGAAGGGGUCGUUCAGUGGUAUCUGUAGAAUACCCCAGGAGAAGUGUCUUCAGCGCCACAGCCAAUUACCUGAAUGAUGAUAAAUUAGAAGCAUCCUUAGAUCUUCGAGCACCGAAGUACGACGACGUAAGACUCAGUGUCAGACACAGUGGGACUGCAAGAGACUUUAACUCUCAUGCCGAAGUUACAUACGAGAAAUACAAGAAAAUUGAAGGCAACAUUAUCUUUAGUAUUAGGCGUGGGGUUAAAGGACCCGUGGUUGCACUUGAAACCGUAGCAAAGAGUCCUUACUCUGAAGACUUCGAACUAAAGCUCAAUCACGAGGGAAACAUUGUCAACUUCAAGUCCAACUUGGUAGGCUAUUACGGUCGACCCAACAGAUUGACAUACAAUCUUGGCUUCUCUUCAGCAUCGAAUAGCCUGCAUGCUGACACAGAUUUUGAUCUUCAGAGCGAAUAUUCAGGGCCACAUUCAGGUUCAGCAGCUUUCAACAUCAGGGGAGAAAUUAGAAAUUUCAAGAUUGACUUCAACGAAAACUACCAAGGCCGGGCCGUGAAUACUGCUCUCUCCGUUAACGUGUUACAUGGGAUCGAUUCCUCUUUCUCGCUAAAUACCCCAUUUGAAACAGUUAAGAACAUUGAUGCUAGCUUGAAACACAACGGAGAUUUAAGGAGAAGCAAGUCAAAUGCAAAAUUGUUAUUUAACAGGGAAGAAUACGAGGCGGACAUUACCUUGGCGUCAAGUAAAGAUCACGUCGAUUCUAAGAUCAACAUUAAAACGCCACUAUCUGGAUACAGAGACCUUACCAGUAACUUGCGCUUCGACGGUAACAUGCAGAGGCUAAGAACAUCACUCAGCGUAGAAAUCGGUAACGGAAAAGAGAUUCAGGCAGCUGGUAACCUAGACUUGUUGAGCAGAAACAAGAAACUUGAUGUCACCGUUCACACACCCUUCAGAGAUUAUGAAACCAUAGCAGUCGCUGGUAACUUCACAGGUGAACCUGCCAGGUUCGAACUGAAUACACAUGUGCAAUACGCCACACGAAGCCGAAUUUCUGUCACUGGUAAAUUUGACAUGGAAAGUCGUCGCAAAGUACUGGAAGCAACCAUACUCACCCCAUUUUAUGAUUACGAAAGAUUAUCAGUUUCCGCUAAUGUGGAUGGCGACCUGACUCGCUUCUCCUCUAACGCUAAUAUUGACUACGCCAGGGACGGUAAAAUUGAAGCAAAUGUUAGAUCAGAUGUAGAAGGUAAUGUAAAGGACAUCUCUGUUACUGUGAAGACCCCUUUUAGAAACUUCAGAGAAACAUCCGUGAGUGGACGAAUUGAAGGAGACCUGACUGAAUUUACUUCAAGCGCAUCUCUCCAGUAUUUGGAUGAUAAACGCAUAUCGUUUAGUAGUUCAGCGGACCUGAAGGGUAACCCGAAGAGCAUCAGUGCAGACCUUAGAACACCAUUCCGCAAGUUUGAAGAAGUUUCUCUGGUAGGUAACUUCAACGGAUACUCGAAACGCUUCAAGGUUGAUUCGCAGGUAAGCCUCGGUAGGUCAAGGAUAAACGUUGUCUCUGAUAUUGACCUGGAGGGCAGCAAAAAGAAAAUAAGCGGGACCGUGAGGACACCAUUCCAGGGAUACGAACAACUGUCCGCCGAAGGCAGCUAUGACGAUGGCUCAUCAAGACACAAAGCUGAAAUAAGUGUUGAAUAUGCUCCCUAUAAGAGGGUCGAAGUGGAAGCUGGACUGAACCUCCAACGCCAACGCAAGAGUGCUCGUGCCAGCAUUAAAACACCAUUCCGAGGGUUUGAAAAAAUGUCCGCGAAUGCAAAUUUCAAUGGCGACUUAGACAAAUUUGAGAGUGAUGCCGAAGUAGAAUAUGGCAGAAACAAGAAGAUCGAGAUCAGUAGCAAGUUGGACAUUGCCCGUUCCCCUAAAUCCAUCUCUCUCUCUCUGAAAACCCCGUUCGAAAGAUUUGAGAGUCAGUCUUUAGCCGCUAGUGUUAAAGGAGAAAUCCGGCAAUGUGAUGUUGAGGCUAGUGUAACCUACGGUGACAGGAAAACCAUCGCUCUAAAAGGAGCUGUGAAUGUAAAAACUGGUCCCAUCUCAGUCAAUGGUCGAGUCACAUCGCCUUACUCAGGUUAUGAAACACAGUCAUUUGCCAUAAACUUUGAUGGUGAACCUCUAGAUUUUCAGACAUCUGCAACCGUAGACUCAUCCCAACUGGGCAAGCCAAUAUUAGCCCGUGCUUCUGUGGCUUACAGGAGUCCAACGAACUUGGACGCUGUUUUGACCUUUACUAGUGCAAUCCGUCAUGCUGAAAGUUUAAAACUGGUGAUAAAGAACAAAGAUGAGCAGAAGUAUACUACCCAUGCAGAGGUUAUGUGGGCACCCCGAAGAACAGUAGAAUUAGACGGAACCUUUGAGCGAACUGCGAGAUGGAAAGGCACCAAUGUUGUAGGUGAAGUUAGCAUUUCUACACCGUUCGAACGACUAAGGAAGGCUGGUGUCAGAUUUGAAGAUAAUUCCCAGAGAAAGAGAAGAAAUGCCGAAGUAAGCAUUGACUAUGAGAACAGAAAGAUCGUGUCAUUAAAAGGUAGCCGGGUUGUGAAUGGACAAGUUAGUGUUGACGUUGAUAUUACUAGCCCACGCCCCAUGAAGUUCCAUGCAAGUGGACAGGUCAAGCCCGAUGCCGCAGAUGGUUCGCUUUUCGCAGACUGGGACAGUCGGGACCCAAGGAGCAACAUUAAAGUCAGCGGUGAAUACAAUGAUGGAGGUGACGCAUAUUCUGCUAAGAGAGACGCCAAAUUAAAUAUCAUCCAUCCAGAGCACACAGUUAGCGUCAGUGGAAAUAUAGAGAAAUCACCCUAUCGAUUUUUGUCAUCUGGCGAAGUCACACUUAACAACAAAAAAGUAUCCAUAGAGAGCGAGUUCAAUGACCGAAGCCAAGGCUACACUAAGAUGUAUCAGGGCACGAUAAAACUUGCCACGCCAUACCGCAGUCUUCACCUGGAAGGAUCACAUUCAGAUGAUGUGCACAAAAUAAGUGAUGAGAUUGUGGCUUCAUGGGACGCUGACAGAGAUGCAUCAAAGAAAGUGAUAUUCUCAUCUGCUAUACAGGGGACAAGAGGAAAUGCACGGACAGAGUUCAAACUUGGAGUGCCAAGUGUAGGAAAAGAAAUUCGAGUUGUAACCGAAACCACGACAAAUUCUGGGCGUACGUUGUUUGAUGGGACGUCAGACGUGUUCAUUGAUAACCGAAAGAAGCUGACUAUCUCGUCUAAGAUUGAGGAUAGUUCCCGAGGAUAUGGCAACGAUGCGAACUACACCAUGACGUUGUCUUUACUUCACCCAUCAACAAACACGGAUAUCAGAGUGAUUUCUCACGCUGGUAAAACCGACGACCGUGUGUCUGCUGCCGCCGAUGUGGAAUACCUCACUUCCAGAAGACAGAGAGAAAACCUCCGACUUCGAGGAGAGAUCGACAGACUGCGAAAACGUGCAAACCUUGAGAUUGUUUCACCAGUCAAAUCCAUCGAAAUAACAGGCAAAUUGCGGACGGAUGCAGGAUACCACUUGUCCCUUCAUAACGUCUAUGACAGGAAGAAAUCCAUUGAUACCAGCAUUGCUGUGGACCCUGAGCAGGGCAACAUUCUUCUGACAAUGGGUAGUGAUUUGAAUGAUCCACGUAACACCAUAAAUCUGAGGGCUGGAUACCAGGGCGACAAGAUCUUUUCGGUUGAAGCAUUCCAUGUUUCGAGAGAAGGGCGCACCACUGAUGGACUGAUUGCCUUAACACUCAACACCUCUCGUAUCCUACACACACGCCUACACUGGAGACCUUCUGUCAUCAGAGAAAUUAAGGACGAAUUAGAUCGGAGGUCUAGGAUAUAUCAAGACAGACUGGGCUCAUCUAUCCGAGAAAGCGUCAGAGAUAUAGCACGGGCUUGGGACAACCGUCAACGUCUGAUAUCCCGAGAUAUCCGUCAAGACAUAGAGCCUGUCCUUGAACUGAUAGACAGAGAGUGGACCGCUGUUGAUCUAGAACUGGCCAGACUUUUACAGGAACUUAAUGAGCUUGGCUUGAGAGAGGCUUUGGAAGCUGUUCAAAAAGCAAUUGACAUAAUUAUGAAACUUGCGGAUGAAACAAUUCUGGAAAUGUCCAGGAACUACGAUGAGGCUAGAAGGAAAAUUCACGAGAUCUGGAGCAGUGUAAAUCGUGGAUCACUUCGAUAUGAGGAGAUUUUGGAGACUUCAGUUGAAUUACUAAAGGAAUACUAUGCCGAUGUAGAACACUUCGUUGAAGAGGUCGUGAGAACAGUGGUGGAGGAGAUCGAAGGGCUGGCACAGACUGCCGUUUACCACUAUUCUCAAGCCGAGGCCAAGUAUAGAUCCUCUAUCAGACAUGCCAGAAGUUUUUUUAGUGACCUAGGUGAUCGCCUUCUCAACAACCAACGAGUACAGUACAUCAGAAGGCAAUACUCUGAUCUGAUAUCCAAAAUCCCCGAAUUGCCCAACACUGAAAACAUUAAGCAAUUGAGCCGUAAACUGCAUAGCUCUGUGAAGACGUACAGUAGCCUAGUUGGAGAGAAAUACGCAUCUAUCGUUGAUAAAGUCCAUCGUAAAGUGGCUGAGACAAUUUCUGACAUCAGCAAACGUGACGAAGUUCGCCAAGUGCAGCAGUUGGCCAACGAAGUGUAUCAACAGGGUAAAUGGGCAUACAACUACUGGGAGGUGGAAGAAAAUGUAGUACAGUUGGCCAAAUCCUUGGUGGAAAAUGUGCGGGAGCUGAUAUCUGAGGAAAUCAAGGAUAUCCGCGAUAGUAUCCUCAACCUGGACAAAUCCAGAGUUAUCGUCUACGAUCCUCAGCGCGGUGAAAUCCAGCUCGAGAUAUUCCUGCCUGUCGCUGUCAAGUCUCUUCGUGAAGUCCCUGAUACCAGCCUUCCAAAAUACAUCAGGACUUACAAAAAGUUCGCCAACUCUUACAUCCCAUCCAGGAACUUCAGCAUUUACGAUGCUUACUACAGCCUGAAGCCGUCAACGGAUAUAACUAACUGGGUUCCACCAUUCAAAGCCCAUGCCUCCAUCUCCGGAAAACAGCAUUUCACUACCUUCGAUGGUAGCCAUUUUGACUUCGCCGGUCUGUGCAGCUACGUCCUUGCUCAUGACUUUAUGGAUGGAAACUUUUCCGUUAUCCUCAACUACGAAGGUGGCUGGGCGGACUUCCGCAAGAGGUCACUGACCAUCACUACUGGGACCAAGAACAUCAACAUUUUCCCAGAUUACAAGAUUCACGUGGAUGGACGUUCCCAGGAACUGCCUUAUGCGUUUGCAUCCACCACUGUGAAAAGAGACGGUAGUUUGAUCCGAGUGGACAGCGGAAAUGGAUUGGAAGUUGAGUGUGACCUAGCCCAUGACAUUUACACGGUGACCAUCAGUGGCUGGUACUUCGGUAAAACUGCUGGACUCUUCGGUACUUACGACAAUGAGCCCUUCAACGAUGUGGUGACGUCAUCCCACGAGAUUACAGACGACAUCGAGGCCUUUGCGGACAGCUGGGAAGUAGCUGGGUCUUGUCGUACGAGCCAUAACUUCGCCAAACCAGCGAUUAUCGCGGAAGAUCAGCCUGGCUACCAAAAAUGCAAGAGUCUUUUCCAAGAUCGCUCUUCUCCAUACCGACAUUGCUUUAACCUGGUGGAACCAAUGGCAGCUAUGGCCAAAUGUAUGGAAGAUCACAUGGUAGAAGUAACCCAGUGGUCUGCUUGCAAUGCGACAGCCCAGUAUAUCCGCGAGUGCAGCCUAGAAGGCGUUCCGCUCACAAUUCCAGUCGAAUGUGUUCGCUGUGAAGGGCCCAGGGGCGGUUUCUACGGUCCUGAAGAUGACUUGAUUCUGUCACAGGACACACUCGCCGCCCCACAAUCAGCCGACGUUGUCUUCGUUAUUGAGGAGAAAGAGUGCAACAAAGAAGCAGCCGCAGAACUGCAAAGCUUGGCACUAUCCAUUGAGUCGGCUCUCAGGACCAACGGUUUGACUGGAAACAGAUUCGGACUCGUCGGAUAUGGCGGUGGAGAAGCCUGUGAUGAAGUCCACACGCAUACAAUCGAUGGACAGAUCAUGAAUGAUGCCAGACGCUUCGGAGUUGGAGUCUAUUCCUUGAGAUUUGACAAGCCUGGUGAGAACACUGACGUACUUGGGGCCGUGAAGUUCGCCGCCAACUAUCCAUUCCGGGCUGGUGUGUCCAAGAGCAUUGUGCUGAUGCCCUGUUCAUCUUGUGAAGAAACCGAAACAAGCCAUGCGGAAAUCAAAGAACUACUCCAGGAGAGAGGAAUCAACCUUCAUCUCCUGAUUGAGCACGACUUCGAGUUCAGGUCAAACAAAAGUCCAAAGAGCACCAACGUUUUUGGUAUUGACAAAGAUGGAGCCUACACAUACAAACGCAAACGAGGAGAGAAGGGUGGCGAUUCCAAACUGUUGGGUGAACUAAGGGUACCAACGGAUAACUGCGUAUCCCUCUCACAGAGCACCAAGGGUACAAUGUUUAACCAUGCCAGACUAACACAAGGACGCCAACGGAUGCAGAAAUCCUUCCGCGAAGUAUGGUCUAGUCAGAUCGCCCAGUCAGCCCAACCAAUGAGCUGCCAGGAAUGCAAAUGCCAAGCCGACGACAAUGGAGUAGGUCUCUCCGUGUGCACACGAUGCGGCAAAUCCUCAGCCUACACAUCAGCCAUCCAGUCCUUGAUGCCGAACAGCCGCCAAGAAACCCGACCAAUCUACAACAUUCCUGGUUCCGAUGAUGACAUCGGUCAGCAACUGAAGGCAUACCUGAAUGUGAAGAACCAAUGAGUACCAACGAACAAGCAAGAUCUCACAAAAUAAUUCCUAUGAUUAAACAUAGUACUUUUCUGAAUGUUUUUUUUUACGUGUUUUUUUAAAUUGUCAUGUUUAAGUCUAUGAUAUUCCAUGUCAAAAACUCAAUGCAAGAACAAAUGUAAUUGUACGUUGUAAAAAAUCCAUUGUCGAAUUUACUGUAAUAAAAUGUAAAGUCUUUGUAAACAUUUUCA
Liolophura sinensis is the source of this 13615-nucleotide messenger RNA. RefSeq names its product apolipophorins-like. The record is from RefSeq and is a predicted model, not a curated record. Bases 42 to 13397 code for a protein of 4451 amino acids. Gene Ontology annotation, molecular function: lipid carrier activity. The transcript has 35 exons. Gene Ontology annotation, biological process: lipid transport. Lineage: Eukaryota; Metazoa; Mollusca; Polyplacophora; Chitonida; Chitonidae.